Molecule: messenger RNA, 1050 nt
Organism: Saccostrea cuccullata (small rock oyster)
Lineage: Eukaryota; Metazoa; Mollusca; Bivalvia; Ostreida; Ostreidae
Product: multiple epidermal growth factor-like domains protein 10
Exons: 6
Coding region: 1-1050 (349 amino acids)
Biological process (GO): heterophilic cell-cell adhesion
Molecular function (GO): scavenger receptor activity
Source: RefSeq, a predicted model, not a curated record
AUGCCAAAAUUGAUGCGACUUUUCCUUGACAUCAUAGUUGUUUACAAGAAAGAAGCAAUAGCAUUCUUAUCGAACAUUUCAAUCUAUAUAGGCCCUGGUGCAUUCUACAGUCGAUUUGCUGGUUUUUUCGUCUACAUUUCAAAUGAUACUUCCAAAGACAACGGUAUUGAAUGUUUUCAUGAAAUACAGAAAAAUAACGGUACACCCACAGAAAACCAAACUAUAAGUUGUCCAUUUGACGGACGUUAUGUGAUAUACUACAACGAGAGGAGAGCUGGCUAUCACUAUCCAGACUACUACUCCGCAUUUGCUUUUAAUGAAUUGUGUGAAUUUGAAGUUUAUGGAUGUCCUAAUUCUACAUACUAUGGAAAAUAUUGCGAACAAUCGUGUUCGGACAGUUGUCUUGGACAGAGGUGUAAUUUCUUAACAGGGAACUGUCUCAUGGGAUGUUCAAGUGGAUAUGAGGGGCCUCAAUGUAGACAGAAAUGUGACGGUGGAAUGUUUGGAGCAACCUGCAGUCAAAAAUGUGGUCAUUGUUAUGGUAAUACACAGUGUCAUCAUAUCAACGGCACAUGUCAAGCAGGAUGUUCUGCCGGAUAUGUUGGAUCUCUUUGCAACAAUAAAUGUGUGGGUGGAACCUACGGAUUGAUGUGUAACAAAACUUGUAAACUCUGUUCUGAUGGAUCAAAAUGUCACCAUGUGAAUGGUUCAUGCGUGAAUGAAUGUUCUUCAGGAUAUAAAAGUCCUUUCUGUAUCACAGAAUGUGACAGUGGAUUGUUUGGCGAUGGUUGCAGGCAGACUUGCGGUCAUUGUGUUGGUAACGUAGCGUGUCAUCAUAUCAAUGGUUCCUGUCUACAAGGAUGUUCUGCCGGAUACGAGGGUCCUGUUUGUAAGAAAAAAUGUGACGGUGGGAGAUAUGGUUUGAACUGUGCCAAGAGCUGUGGUCACUGUCGUGACGGCUCACAGUGUCAUCAUAUCAAUGGAACGUGCUUGACAGGCUGUUCUCCCGGAUACAACGGAUUACUCUGCAUUAGUGGUUAUUUAUAUUAA